Molecule: messenger RNA, 2697 nt
Organism: Drosophila eugracilis
Lineage: Eukaryota; Metazoa; Arthropoda; Insecta; Diptera; Drosophilidae
Product: 2-phosphoxylose phosphatase 1
Exons: 5
Coding region: 227-1990 (587 amino acids)
Biological process (GO): dephosphorylation
Molecular function (GO): phosphatase activity
Source: RefSeq, a predicted model, not a curated record
UGGAUGUGCUCCACGUAAACGCUUAAACCAGGUUUUUUCUUUAACAAACUAUCGAAACUUUCCCAAUGAAUUGAAUCUCUUGUCAGGAUUAUUAAGCGCUAGAAAGGAUUAUAACACAGCUAUAUUAUCAGCAGAAACCCUCCGAGAGUGCCGCCUAUCAAGUUGAUGUUGAGGAAGAGCAGUGGAGUUUGGGGGCAGCAGGUAAGAGCCGGAUAUUCUGGCCAGGAUGAGGCUGCUCAAGGAACUGAUGCGUGUGGCCACCCAACAUCGAGCCUUCUAUUGCUAUGUGCUGCUCACCGUCUGGAUAUUCCUUCUAAUAGCAGGAAUGUAUCGGUACAUGGGCAAUGUUGAGUCCAUUCCAGGUGGUGGCUCAGUGUUUGGCCCUAGUUCAUAUGGCACCGUCAGUUCCUUGGGCGGCGAAACCAUGGCAUCCUCAGCUGCCCAGCGAUUCGCAAAAUACAGAGAAAGAUGUGCUCCGUUGCCUCAGCUCCAGCGUUUGGAUGACGGCGGCAUCUUGGAGGGUUGGAAGCUUCAGGGAGUGCUGCUGGUGAUUAGGCACGGUGAUCGGGGACCCAUAUCACAUGUCCGUAGUGCUGGUAUUAAUUGCGGUGUUAGUGGGGGCACAGAUAACCUGGUCAACAGAUAUCGCAGUUUCUUGUAUAACUCAAGUAGCUCCGCUUCCGGAUCGAAUCACAUGUAUUGGAACAAAGUGGGACCCUUUCAUGGAUUUCCCCUGCUGCCGGCCACAGAGCGUGGUUGUCCGCUGGGUCAGCUCACCUACAAGGGUAUAUCACAGCUCCUUCACGUAGGCGACACCAUGCACCAGGUUUAUGCCCAUCCUCUGGGCCUCCUGCUUAAACCCAAUCCCAAUCGUGCUUCAGUGGAAACAACUCCCCACACGCUUCUGAACUCAGAUGAAGUGGUUGUCUUUACCACUCGCUAUCGCCGAACCUUCCAAUCAGCUUUGGCCAUGUUGUUCUCCCUGCUUCCGGCGGAUAAAUGGUUGACUCUGAAUGUACGGGAAUCGCAUAGCAUGGCUUUCUGUUUCGGAGAAUGUAGUUGCCCACAGUCGGCACUUCUGAGGAAACGUUUGGAGGCAAUGGGGGAUAGGCAGCUCCUAAAACGUGCCGAUGUCCUGGAAGUGAUGCAAUGGAUCGGGGGUACCAUACUACAGCAUACUCCCAAUGGGAUUAGUAAUCCCUUUGAGGUAGUGGAUGCACUUUUAACGGUUUUAUGCCAUGAAGCCGCCUUGCCAUGUCGUAGAAAAAAAUCGUCAUCUACUCCAAAACCAUUGAAAAAGAACUCCAAUCAGGAGCUGGUGGAUGUGAUUAAUAUAGAUCAGGAUGAAACGGCUGCCAAUCUGUUGCAGGAGGGACAAACCCAGCUGGAACCUGAUUCCCCCGAAGUCGAGAAUGGAAAUCCUUCUGUGCAGGCAGAUGAACCUCAAGAGGGCUGCGUAGAACCCAGCCAGGUGGAUACGCUAAUGACUUUUGCGGAUGAACUAUCUCAACGUUCCGCUGGUCACUCUUACUAUAAGCUAUCUGGAUUGCUACGAUCUUAUGGAAUGAUCCGGCACAUAGUCAGCUAUAUGCUAAAGAUGAUCUCUGGCGAUAGGACUAAGCUUGUACUAUAUUCUGGACACGAUUGCACCAUGCAAUAUCUAACGGCUGCCUUGGGCAUUAUCACCAGCCAAGGUCAAACCAUAGCCUAUGCCUCCAGAUUGGCAUUCGAAGUAUAUCGAAGUGAAGCGCACACGGAUUACUAUUUUCGUGUAGUUUAUAACGGAAAGGAUGUGACCCAACAGAUAGAUUUCUGUGAGGGCGGAAAGAGCCUAAGGGUCACUAGGGAUUCCAGAGGAAAUAAAGCCGAUCUAUGUCCCAUUGAGAACAUCAUACGCUUUCUGCACGAGGAUUACUUUAGUCCACUAAAUGCCACCAAUUUUAAAGAAGCAUGCGGGGCAGUCAGUCCCCCAAAAGCCGGGGAAUUUUAGAUAAUCCCAAUAGAAGAAAAGCAGACGAGCCCUUUUCAAACUGUGAUAGGUAGUUAAGAUUCCACCUAAAGAAUAAGAAGAACAAUGUCCAGAAAUAUCUAUAGCUGGAAACGACCGCUUUUUAGCGAUGUAAUCUUUUUAAACCUUAUGGGAAUUUAGUUAAUGCAUUCAACUUGUUGAUCCACAAAUCGGAACCGAUACAUAUCAAUGGAGCACUUGUUAGCUUUUAAGAACAUCCUCCAAUCUAGAAAUCUCACUUUUAGGGGAAGAACAAACAAGAAAAUGAAAUCGUAAGCAUAUCAGCUUUUUAAAGAUAAUUAUAAAAACAACAAUUUAUGAAGAACCCUUCCACAAAUUUUAACAUUUAGUAACAUAUCAAAUCUGAGAAUAUAAGAAACUUUUCAAAAUUAAUGAAAAAGUACUUAAUUCUUAACUCUUAAAAACAAACAAAAAAUUUAAAAUAUAUAAAUAAUUAGUAGAUAAAGAAUUCAAGAUGACGAAAAACGUUUCCAUAAAUUUGUUGGUUUUCAUUUAAAAAAUUUAAGCAAUUUAAUAAAGGAAUUGGACAAAAAAAAAACAAAAACUGAAACGGAAACGGAAACAUAUCAAGCCCAAAAUAAAAGCUAAAUUUACAAAUAAUGAUGUAAUAUAUAUUAUAUUAUAAACAGACUCAACAGAAGUUAUGAAUUUAAAUAAAUGUUCUCGAA